AUGAGCUCUAAAAGGCCUGCACCUCUUGUCGGUAACAGAGAAUCCGAGCCUCACACAAAACGAUCUAAGAUCGGCCACUUUCCUGAGCGGGCUCAACAUGAAAGCCUUUCGGAAAACAAUAAUCCGGCUCGGGUCUCUAGCUGCAGUUCUCGGCUCUCCUUGCUGAAAACACUUGUUGAAGAAGCAACCAAUGAUCCUGUUAUUGCACAGACUGAACCCAAAAUCGCACAAGCGAUAUUAACGCUAAACAAUGCUUUUCAGAAUUCGAACAACUCUGCUUUACUUGAUUGUGAAUCUUCUGAAGCUCCAGGCCCCAAAUACUCAAUUUCACAGCCGUCUGGAACUCGAUCUGGAAUGCCGAGCUUGCCACCGAUUCGGGAUACUUUGCUACGACGGGCUGUUUUCAUACACCCCGCCUGUGGGAAGCCUCAAGAUGCUUCAUAUGACCGACUGGAGAUACUAGGAGACGCAUACAUCGAGCUCAUGGCAACAAAACUAGUGUGGGAAAGAUAUCCCGGGAUUCCUGCUGGGAGGAUAUCGCAAAUCCGGGAAAGCUUAGUCAAGAAUGAGACACUUGCAAAAUUUACUGAGAAAUACGGUUUUGAUCAAAAGGUGUCGGUACCACCGACCUACCCCGGCCAGCCAAAACGAUGGAUUAAGACCAAAGGCGAUAUCUUUGAAGCCUAUGUGGCUGCUGUUGUACUAUCUAAUCCACAAAAUGGCUAUGAAAUUGCUGAGGAGUGGCUAGUGGGUUUAUGGUCACCAUUACUAGACGAUUUGGGAGAUCAGAAAGUGGAAUUGCGCUCUAAGGAGGAGCUUGCCAAAAAGGUUAUGGGCAAAGGUAUCAAGCUGGAGUAUGUCCCCGAACGCGAUCCUAUUCAAGAAAAGGGCAGCGGUACCCAAGUUUUCUUUAUUGGGGUCUACCUCACAGGCUGGGGUUGGGAAAGGAAACAUCUUGGCUCGGGGCAGGGGUUAAGUAAAGCGGCAGCAGGGGAUGAAGCAGCUCGAGUUGCCCUCCUUAACACAUCACUGAUCUCUAGAAUUGUUACUACCAAGGAGAUAAUAAUGAAAGGAAAGUAG
Messenger RNA from Penicillium verhagenii, 1080 nucleotides. RefSeq names its product ribonuclease III. Gene Ontology annotation, cellular component: nucleus. Gene Ontology annotation, biological process: primary miRNA processing; rRNA processing; regulation of gene expression. Gene Ontology annotation, molecular function: ribonuclease III activity; double-stranded RNA binding. The transcript is spliced from 2 exons. The coding region runs from base 1 to 1080 and encodes 359 amino acids. The record is from RefSeq and is a predicted model, not a curated record. Lineage: Eukaryota; Fungi; Ascomycota; Eurotiomycetes; Eurotiales; Aspergillaceae.